Molecule: messenger RNA, 778 nt
Organism: Drosophila suzukii
Lineage: Eukaryota; Metazoa; Arthropoda; Insecta; Diptera; Drosophilidae
Source: RefSeq, a predicted model, not a curated record
UUAAUGGUCAACACCAUGCGCUGGAAGUUGACUAUAUUGUGGCUCUUCGUUUCGGUGUAUGCCGCACCUGUGAUAAGGUGGCGGCGUCAAAUAGUGACGCCUAAGCACUUGAUGGGACCCCCUUUGCCGACCAGCUUUCAGGGCAAGGUAGUGAUCACACCGCAGAAUCUGAGAGAAGUGGCUGAUCUGAGGGCCACGAUCCAUAAGGCCAUCGAUGAAGACACCUACGUGGUGGCCGCUCCGCCAUCGCAGGAUUUUCUAGCCAGCCUAGGUGGUAGUUGGCCAGCACCUUUAUUAUUGAACCAGCCCUGGAGUGCGGCAGCCCUUAACUUUACCAUCCUUUGGCCCAGAUUCGGCUGACAGCGUGCCCAACCACUUUACUAAAUUUUGUAGAUUGUAAUAAAGUCAAGAUGACCGGUCAAAGAGGUGCGGAAAUCGCAGGAGCUUCGAACCGCGCCGCUUGAAGAACUGGAAGGAACGAAAGAGUAAAUGUGAUCAAUCAAACAAACAUGAAGCCAUAUCUAGCAUUUCUUUAGUUUUUAUUGUUUUUUAAUUCGACAAAUCGGAAAAAAUAAUCAGGGUUUUAUAUGAAGUAAACUACGGAAUUGUACGGUUUAGCAAAUAUUGGUUUUUUUUUUGUUAUGAUUUCCAUUUCAAAUGUGUUUGCCCUGUACAACAUGUCAUCUUAACCACUAUAUAUUCAAUUAGUUUUAGCGCUAGUUAUAUUUAAGGUACCACAAACAAAAAAUUCUCUAAAAUAUAUGUUUACACUAUUUAA